Molecule: messenger RNA, 5353 nt
Organism: Pteropus alecto (black flying fox)
Lineage: Eukaryota; Metazoa; Chordata; Mammalia; Chiroptera; Pteropodidae
Gene: ARID5B
Product: AT-rich interaction domain 5B
Exons: 10
Coding region: 119-3673 (1184 amino acids)
Biological process (GO): regulation of transcription by RNA polymerase II
Cellular component (GO): nucleus
Molecular function (GO): transcription cis-regulatory region binding
Source: RefSeq, a predicted model, not a curated record
UUGAGACAUUACGCCGGCUGAAGACAGAGAAUGUUUUUCCCUGCCAGGACCUGAUGCAAUCCAUUCAAGCCAACAAGUUUGGAGAGAAUGUUGAGUUCAAUCAAUUCAGAACGUCGAGAUGGAGCCCAACUCACUCCAGUGGGUCGGCUCACCGUGUGGCUUGCACGGACCUUACAUUUUCUACAAGGCUUUUCAAUUCCACCUUGAAGGCAAACCAAGAAUUUUGUCCCUUGGCGACUUUUUCUUUGUAAGAUGUACGCCAAAGGAUCCGAUUUGCAUAGCGGAGCUCCAGCUGUUGUGGGAAGAGAGGACCAGCCGGCAACUUUUAUCCAGCUCUAAACUUUAUUUCCUCCCAGAAGACACUCCCCAGGGCAGAAAUAGCGACCAUGGCGAGGAUGAAGUCAUUGCUGUUUCCGAAAAGGUGAUUGUGAAGCUGGAGGACCUGGUCAAGUGGGUACAUUCUGAUUUCUCCAAGUGGAGACGUGGCCUCCAGGCUGGGUCAGUGAGAACAGAGGCCUUGGGAAGGAAUGGACAGAAGGAAGCUCUGCUGAAAUACAGGCAGUCGACCCUGAACAGUGGACUCAACUUCAAAGACGUUCUCAAGGAAAAGGCUGACCUUGGAGAGGACGAGGAAGAAACGAACGUGAUAGUUCUCAGCUACCCUCAAUACUGCCGGUACCGCUCAAUGCUGAAACGCAUCCAGGAUAAGCCGUCUUCCAUUCUAACGGACCAGUUUGCAUUAGCCCUGGGUGGCAUUGCAGUAGUCAGCAAGAAUCCUCAGAUCCUGUACUGUCGGGACACCUUUGACCACCCGACUCUCAUAGAAAAUGAGAGCAUAUGUGAUGAGUUUGCGCCAAAUCUUAAAGGCAGACCACGCAAAAAGAAACCAUGCCCACAGAGAAGAGAUUCAUUCAGUGCUGUAAAAGAUUCCAACAACAAUUCUGACGGCAAAACCAUCGCCAAGGUGAAAUGUGAGGCCAGGUCUGCCUUGACUAAGCCGAAGAAUAACCAUAAUAACUGUAAAAAAGUCUCAAAUGAAGAAAAACCAAAGGUUGCCAUUGGUGAAGAGUGCAGGGCGGAUGAGCAGGCCUUCCUGGUGGCACUUUAUAAAUACAUGAAAGAAAGGAAGACGCCAAUAGAACGAAUACCCUAUUUAGGUUUUAAACAGAUUAACCUUUGGACUAUGUUUCAAGCUGCUCAAAAACUGGGAGGAUAUGAAACAAUAACAGCCCGCCGUCAGUGGAAACACAUUUACGAUGAAUUAGGCGGUAAUCCUGGGAGCACCAGCGCUGCCACUUGUACCCGCAGACAUUAUGAAAGAUUGAUCCUGCCAUAUGAAAGAUUCAUUAAAGGAGAGGAAGAUAAGCCCCUGCCUCCAAUCAAACCUCGGAAACAGGAGAACAGUUCACAGGAAAAUGAGAAUAAAACAAAAGUAUCAGGAACCAAACGCGUCAAACAUGAAAUCUCUAAGAGCAAGAAAGAAAAAGAGAAUGCCCUGAAGUCCCAGGAUGCAUCCGAGGUUUCACCAGAGCAAGAGAAGGAACAAGAGAUUUUAAACCAGAAAAGCAUCACUGAGCCUCUCCCAGCAGCAGACAUGAAGAAAAAAAUGGAAGGGUACCAGGAUUUUGCAGCGAGGCCCCUAGUGUCCACAGCAGACCCAGAAAGAGACAACAAAACAGAUCAAGGUACCAACAGUGAGAAGGUGGCAGAGGAGGCAGGAGAGAAGGGCCCUGCUCCUCCACUCCCUAGUGCUCCUCUGGCCCCUGAAAGGGAUCCAGGGGCUGGCAAACAGUCUCUCACCUCUCCCAGUGUUCUGGUGGACGCGAAACAAGACCCCAAGCCCUGCUGUUUUACAGAGAGCCCUGAAAAUGAACUCCAAGACACAUCCUUCCCCGGCUUCCCCAACACGCAGCCGCCACUGUCAAACCAGAGCGAGAUGGAGGAUGACAAAGUGCCCGCGAUGGCAGAUUACAUCGCCAACUGCACCGUGAAGGUGGAUCAGCUCGGCAGCGAUGACAUCCACAAUGCACUAAAGCAGACCCCAAAGGUCCUUGUGGUCCAGUCAUUUGACAUGUUCAAAGACAAAGACCUGACCGGGCCCAUGAAUGAGAACCAUGGACUCAAUUACACCCCUCUGCUCUACUCAAGGGGCAACCCAGGCAUCAUGUCCCCACUGGCCAAGAAAAAACUUUUGUCACAAGUGAGUGGGGCCAGCCUCUCCAGCAGCUACCCCUACGGCUCCCCACCACCUUUGAUCAGCAAAAAGAAACUGAUUGCGAGGGAUGACCUGUGCUCGGGUUUCUCCCAGGCCCACCACGGCCAAAGCGCCGACCACAUGGCGGUCAGCCGGCCAUCGGUGAUCCAGCACGUGCAGAGUUUCAGAAGCAAGCCCUCGGAAGACAGAAAGAGCAUCAAUGACAUUUUUAAGCAUGACAAACUGAAUCGAUCGGAUCCCCACCGCUGCAGCUUCUCCAAGCAUCACCUCAGCCCCCUUGCUGAUUCCUAUGUCCUGAAGCAAGAAAUUCAGGAGGGCAAGGAAAAACUCUUAGAGAAAAGAGCCCUCCCCCACUCCCACAUGCCCAGCUUCCUGGCUGAUUUCUACUCGUCUCCGCAUCUCCACAGCCUCUACAGACACACUGAACAUCAUCUUCAUAAUGAGCAGACGUCCAAGUACCCUUGCAGGGACGUGUACCGGGAGUCGGAAAACAGUUCUUUUUCUUCCCACAAACACCAAGAGAAGCUUCACGUAAAUUAUCUCACCUCUCUACAUCUGCAAGACAAAAAAUCAACUGCAGCAGAAGCCACCACGGAUGACCAGCCAACGGAUCUGAGCCUUCCCAAGAAUCCGCACAAACCCACCGGCAAGGUCCUCGGCCUCGCCCACGCGACCGCUGCGCCCCAGGAGAGCAAAGGCGUCUCCCAGUUCCAGGUCAUAAACAACCAGAGUCGAGACUGUCACCCCAAAGCCUGUCGCGUAUCGCCCAUGACCAUGUCGGCUCCUAAAAAAUACCCUGAAGCGCUCUCAAGAUCAGGAAAACCUCACCAUGUGAGACUGGAGAAUUUCAGGAAGAUGGAAGGCAUGGUCCACCCUAUCCUGCACCGGAAAAUGAGUCCUCAAAACAUUGGUGCGGCGCGGCCGAUAAAGCGCAGCCUGGAGGAUUUGGACCUCGUGAUUGCUGGGAAAAAGGCCCGGGCAGUGUCUCCCCUGGACUCCUCCAAGGAGAUCUCUGGGAAGGAGAAGGCCUGUGAGCAGGAGAGCGAAGGCAGCAAGGCAGCGCACGGUGGGCAUUCUGGGGGCACGGUGGAAGGCCACAAGCACCCCCUCUCCUCCCCUAUCUUCCCAGGUUUGUAUUCUGGGAGCCUGUGUAACUCGGGCCUCAACUCCAGGCUCCCAGCGGGAUAUUCUCAUUCUCUACAGUACUUGAAAAACCAGACCGUGCUUUCUCCACUCAUGCAGCCCCUGGCUUUCCACUCGCUUGUGAUGCAGAGAGGAAUUUUUACAUCACCGACAAAUUCUCAGCAGCUGUACAGACACUUGGCUGCAGCCACACCUGUAGGAAGUUCAUAUGGGGACCUUUUGCACAACAGCAUUUACCCUUUAGCUGCUAUAAAUCCUCAAGCUGCCUUUCCAUCUUCUCAGCUGUCAUCCGUACACCCCAGCACAAAACUGUAAGCCCAGCUCUGCCCAGCAUCCAUGCGGCGUGGCUAACAGAGCUUCAGUCCUUACCCUGGGAGAGAUGGCUUGUAGAAGAAUUACAAGUCAGCAUUUCUUCUAGUCUGGGGGUAAGAUCAGUUCCAGCCAAAGGGGCCAAGAGAGGAGGUGAACACACCUGAUUUUUCUGGGACGACACCAGCCUUGGCUGGUCAGUCUUGAGCCCCUUCCAACACGGAUGCCCUUGUACCCCAGAUCGUUCACUUUGCACGGGAGUCUUGUGAAGGGAUUUAUGUGUCUCUAGGAAGAACUUGGAGGACCCCGUCUGAGUUCCGAUGGUCAGGAAACAAUCUGGGCAAAAAAGGGGCAGGCAUUUCAAAGGAAGGGGCAAGGAAGACUGGCAAGCAUAUGCCAAGGGAUGCCCCUGUUUUCAUAAAACUCUCCAAGGUUCAAUCAAUGCAAUGUAUAGUGAAACUUCAAUAGAUCUUUCGUUUGACACUAUUAAACAAUCCAGAGAAGUAAACACUGUUAAAUUGACUGUAUAUAUUUGCUUCUUAAAACUACUCGUAUCACUGUUUGCUCACCUAAUUUAUAUACAGGUAGUUCCAUUCUCUCCCAGUUCCUCUCGUCUUUUUUUUUUUUUUUUAAUUAAACAGUAUCGCUUUUGUUUGUAGGUCUUUUUUGUUCCGUUUUGUUUGAUUUUGUUUUGUUUUGUUUUAAAGGCUGACUGACUGUCCUAGUUGUUGAUGUGUGUUUGUAAUUUUUUCCACAUCUUAUCAUUUUGAGCAGCUUUGGGUGGUAAAGUUAUUGUUUACAAAUUGAAGCAACUGAUUCUAGUGGAACAAAUGAAAAAGAAACAGUUGAGCACACAGUAGUGCAAAGAACGUUCCUUUGCAGAUCCGCAACUUAUGGACUUUGUUCCUCACAAAUGGCAUAGUUGAAAGAGCUUAUACACUGCUUACCCGACCAAAUGCUUUGCUUUGAAGUAUUGGGUUAUGUGAAAAUAUCAAGCAUUGUACUUACCUUAUCUAGGCUGUGAAACUGUCCUACAUACCAGAGGAAUCAUAAAAACAAAAACCUCACUGGCAGCAAGCUGCUGAAUAACAACAGAGUCUAGAGGACAUACUUGUGGGCUGCACAGAUAUUUUAGGAAUUUCAGAAAUUAGAACAGGAGCCAAAAUGAUUUACAUUGGUGUUGGCCCUGAUCCCUUUAAAAAGUCCGGGAAAAGGGGGUUGGGAAGAGGAUGGAGCUCGACUAUCCAGAAGAAAAUGAGCAGCUGGAGGCCCGUGAACCAAAUACCUUCCCUGGGCCAUGGUCUUUCGUGUAAUAGGUAGUCAUGUUGCCUUCAUCAAGUUGGUUUCUUAUUGUUCUCAAGAAGAACCUCCCAGGCCACAUCCUUGGGGAUAAUUGGCAUACUGGAUUACUCAUUUCUAAAGAAAGUCAUCCUCUUUCGGUUUAUGGGGCUGUGUUUUAUGUGUACGCAUGCACAUACGGUGGUUGGUAUCAUGUUUGUAACCACCUGGCAAUACAGUCCGCUUUCUGAUUUAUUGUUGGAAAGAAACGGUCAAGCUGUUCAAGCAGUCAAAAGAUGUGGAGAAUGUAUAUUGUCAUUCUUGCCACUUUAUUCCAUUUGCUGCCGAGAUGUAACAUCAAGGUGGAUGCAUUUUCUAAGUGUAUUAAAAGUCCAUUAAUACAGAGAA